UAGAAUGUAUAUUAGAUUACACAAAAUGUUGAAAGUACUCAGUUAUUUUUCUUUAAAAGAAUGGAAGUUUAAAAAUGAAAGAUGGACAGAAGCACUCAGUAAAUUACAAAAAGAAGAUCAAGAAUUAUUCUAUUGCGAUAUAAAAGACGUCUUUUGGGAUAACUAUUUUAGAACUUUUCUAUUAGGUGUAAGAUUAUAUCUCUUAAAGGAUCCCAUGGAAACUGUACCAAAAGCUCGUAAAAAGUGGAGAAGGCUAUACUGGAUUCAUCAGACAGUUAAAUAUUUAUUUGCUAGUAUUUUUAUCACGAUUGUAUGUAUAUUGAUUUAUAAAUUAAUUAUCACGUUUGCGUAUGUCUAAAAAUAAAAUUUUUCAUCGGCAUAUUGGGACACGGAGCAAGAAGUGUUUUUUUUAUUAGAAAAAAGUUUUAAUUAAACACCUUUUCCUACUUUAUGAAUCUUUAAUAAUAAAUACAGAGGUCUUAAGUAUUACAUUUUAAGAAAUGCAUGUUGUAAAUUGGAAGUUCCUAC
Molecule: messenger RNA, 528 nt
Organism: Polistes dominula (European paper wasp)
Lineage: Eukaryota; Metazoa; Arthropoda; Insecta; Hymenoptera; Vespidae
Product: fatty acyl-CoA reductase wat-like
Biological process (GO): long-chain fatty-acyl-CoA metabolic process
Cellular component (GO): peroxisome
Molecular function (GO): alcohol-forming very long-chain fatty acyl-CoA reductase (NADP+) activity
Source: RefSeq, a predicted model, not a curated record